Molecule: messenger RNA, 1724 nt
Organism: Musca domestica (house fly)
Lineage: Eukaryota; Metazoa; Arthropoda; Insecta; Diptera; Muscidae
Exons: 1
Coding region: 1-1722 (573 amino acids)
Source: RefSeq, a predicted model, not a curated record
AUGAAGCCAUUACUACUUUACACGCUGUUGUUGUCGUUGUUAUUUUCGGACGCCCUCGCAGAACCCUUGCCCCAAGUUUUGGAGAAAUUUUGCAAAAAUUUCGAUAUUUAUACUUUGCUUGUGUUUGGAGGCAAUGGCAGCUUUGAUUAUUGGGAUAACUCCCCGAAUUCGAUAUCACUGCCCAGGGUAGUGGUAGGCCAUGCUGUUGCCAAGGAUCUGAGAGAAUCACAGGGCGAGAGAGUCAUGAGUUUUGUGAAUUUGGAUACAAAUUCCGUUGACUAUUUGGAGGAGAUUUUGAAACCUUCUUUGCUGUUUCUGCAUUUGAGAGACGUACUGUUUUAUACCAACACAACCUGGGUGAGGGGAGAGGAGUGGCUGUGGUUGUUUGAAUGGCUAUGGGAUCAGGGAUUUUGGAGGGUAUUGCUGAUGAAUGAAGCAGAUCAGUAUUUGGGUAUGGAAUGUCUACCAAAGAUGCAAAUGAGAGUCCUAACCUUGGAGGGUUAUUUUGCAAUGAGAGAGCGGAGAUAUUUGGAUCUCCAGGGAUUUACAAUCAAGACGGCAGUGGGUAACAACCCGCCUCGCGUCAUUGCCUACUUCGAUGAGGAGGGUAGAUUGCAGGUGAGCGGAUUCUAUGGCAAUACCUUGAAAAUAUUUGCCGAGAUUUACAAUGCCUCGCUGGAAUAUGUGGUUAUGCCGAACAUGUCGCAUUAUUCGGUAUUGGAUUGCAUCCAAUCGGUAAGGGAUCACGAGGUGGAUGUGUGCAUGGAUGUCAUAUUGUGGGGUACGGGGAUUGAGACCACGCGACCCUUUUACAUUGUCAUUAGCCAUUUGAUGGUGCCCUAUGACACGCCUCUGGAGAAAUAUGAAUAUUUUCGCAUGUCCUUUGGCCGCGAGGUAUGGAUUUUGAUUUUCUUCACCUUUUGCUGCACCGUGGUGCUUCUGAUUGUCGUGGAAUACAAGGAGUAUCGACGUUUGAGUUUAAUCAACAAUAUCUUUACCACCUUUCAAAGUUUCAUCUGUGCCUCGUUUAGCCUGCAGCAUUUCUCGCAGAAUUAUCGCUACGGCCUGGAGGCCAUCCUCAUCUUUAGUGGUUUCAUGAUUUCCAAUUAUUAUCUCUCCAUACUCUCCUCCAUUUUGCUGACGAAGAUCUAUAAACGUGAAAUCAAUUCUGUGGCAGAUGUCGUGUCGCACAAUCUGAGCAUUCUGACCACAGAUUUCCAGCAAUGGAUCCUGGAAGUAACCAAGGCUUCGCCUUUGAUUCGACAACAAACGGUGGUGGUAUCGGAGGAAUUUGCCGUUCGCAAUCAACGUCUACUCAAUCCGGACUAUAUUUAUUUUGGUUUGGAUGAGAAAUUGGAUUUUUUCCUUUAUCAGCAGAAAUUUUUAACCCGACCCCGUCUCAAGAAGUUGGGCGAUGAGGCCGUGACCACAGAUAUUGGGGAGAUACCCAUGCGUUCCUAUUGGCCAUUCCAGGAUGUCUUGGAAAGCUAUUGUGAUAACCUCUUCAGUGGUGGGGUCUAUGCCUAUAUCGACGAGGAAACCUAUCAGGAUGGUAUACGUCUCAAGCAGAUCGCCUUUAUACCCAAUGAGGAUUUAUCCGUGGAACCAUUGUCGCUGGAAUAUUUUGUGCUGUGUGGCCUGAUAUUGGCCGCAGGAUAUUUAUUGGGUUUGUUGUGUUUUGUAAUUGAGAUUUUUGUUUACAAGAAAAUUGGCAGGAAAUAAAG